Molecule: messenger RNA, 1904 nt
Organism: Episyrphus balteatus (marmalade hoverfly)
Lineage: Eukaryota; Metazoa; Arthropoda; Insecta; Diptera; Syrphidae
Product: putative gustatory receptor 77a
Exons: 2
Coding region: 44-1390 (448 amino acids)
Biological process (GO): sensory perception of taste
Cellular component (GO): axon; dendrite; membrane
Source: RefSeq, a predicted model, not a curated record
CAAACUGACAAUAACUAUACUAACCAAUUGAGUGAAAAUUGUCAUGUCUGUUCGGAUAAUAUCUAACUUCCUGACCGACACCCACCAAUUAGUUAGAUUAAAACAUAAAUUAAAUAUUUAUACUGCAGACAAAGAUAAAUGGUUUACCUCGUCAGCACCAUACUCCAUAGAACUAGUUGCAAUUGGCAGUAUGUUCGUGUUCUCUAAAAUAUUCGGAAAGAUAUUCUUCCAUGUUUGUCAAUUUAUCGGUGUAAUUCCAUUUGAUUUUGAUUUCAAUUCUUGCACUGCAAAAAUUUCCAAUUUUUGGCGAAGUUACACGGCCGUGAUAUUAAUUAUAAUCACAGUAUUCACUCCGGGAAGUACAAGUAGCAUUACCAGCAAAAUGGAUUUCUUAAAACGACAACGGAUCAUGUAUUUCGUUGGAUCCAAUCGAUGUCUUGUUCUUCAUUUAUGUGCGAUAUUAAACACUCUUAUUCAGCUGGUAAAGGACCGUACUUUUAUAUAUUGCUGCAAUGAAUGUAUUCGUAUUUUUGAUUCCUUGCGUGCAAUUUCGAUUGACAAAUCUGAUAUAGUUGCGUCUUUCGACAAAAGUGUUAUGCUUCGAAUAUUGGUUAAACUCAUCACAUUAGGGCCAUUGACGUAUACAACUGGGUUCUAUAUUGUGUACGAUAAAGCCUUGGAUGAUACUCGGUUUCUAUUUGCUCUAUUCUCACAAUACCUUUGUCAAUUGAUGAUAUAUAUGACAGUGAAUAUAUUGUAUGGUUCUACGUUAGUACUCACAACUUUCGCAUGCCAUUUGAAUCGAAGCUUGAAGAAGACUUUUGAAGAUAUCAGAGUUUUGAAAAGGCAACCGGAACGAUCAAACUCCUUUAAGAUGAAAAAGUACUGUCAGUACGCUGAUGCCUUGGAUAGAAUAAUUAAAAUCUAUAAGAAAGUUGCGGUUUUGACUAGACUUGUGAAUAAGCAACAUCAGAUUCAGAUAUUUUGCUUUUUGAUUUAUAUUUCAAUAGAGUGUAUCGUUCAAUGCUAUAUAAUGUACUUCGUUUACACUCAUCUACCUGGCCCGCAUCACAUCGAUUGGAGACUUUUCAUUUAUAUUAGUUCAUUAAUUUUAGAAUUAUAUGUGUUCAUAAAUGCUGGUGAACGCUUGACAAAUGUUUUUGAAGAAACAAAAUGGAUUGUUCGAAUGGGUGCAGAAAUUGGAAGAGUCGAUGAAAGAUUGGAAAGAAUGUUAGAACAGUUUUCAAUUUAUUUGGACAGUGCUGAUAGAUUGAAAUAUUCUGCGUGUGGUUUACUCGAUUUGGAUAAUCGAUGCUUUAUGAUGAUUGGUCAGUGUUUGCUUACGUCUUUGUUAAUUUUGGUACAGUUUGAUAAAAUACUGAAAUACUAGUUGGGUAAGUAAAGUUUAGUUUUUAUUUUUUACUAUGCAUAAUUUUCAUUUAUUUAUUUUAGGAACAUCGCCGAAAUAUAAAAAAAAACUUUGGAAAAGAAACUAAACAAAAUUAAAAAUGAAAAUAUUUUAUAGUAUUUAAUAAGAAGAAGGACUGACUUGAAACACCACAUUGGUUACGAGCUAUAUUUCAUCAUCGCAUGAUUGUUUCCACAUAUUUAUUAUUAUUAAGAUUUACAGAAAAAUGCAUAAGGCAAUAUUUGUAGAUAAUUUUAUGACGAACAAAUUUUCCAUACACCCCUAUUGACCUCCGAGCAACAGGUCACGAGAUAUACAUAUGCGAAAAACUGAUUUUCGUGACCUUUUGACCUCUAUAACUUCUAACGCGGACGCUAUAUCAAUGUCGAUUUUUCACAUCUUCAUAACAACGCCGUAAAGAAGGUCUAUACCAAAAUCGAGCCCAGUAGGAAUUUUUCCGCAGAUAAAACCUAAAAUUACUGGACUAUAUUUGCAA